CGAUACCAUUGUACUAGUUUUGUGGUAGCCAUCUUAACUUUUGGCGUCGAAAAAACGUCGAAAAAACGGAUUUUCGCCAGUUUUUUGCAUUUAGAGGAAGCAGUUUGAAGUGGUAGUGCACGCAACGUGUGUGUUGAGACUUGGAAGCGGUUCAAUUCUACAGCGCGCUUAUUUCCAGUACAGUACAAUGUCAAUGUCUGCCACGUGCUACAAGUGCAACCGGCCGGGCCACUUUGCCCGGGACUGCAGUCUUGGUGGCGGCGGCCCUGGUGGUGGAGGAGGCGGCAUGCGCGACGGUGGUGGUGGUGGCGGCAUGCGCCGCAAUCGUGAGAAGUGCUACAAAUGCAACCAAUUUGGGCAUUUUGCACGUGCCUGUCCAGAGGAGGCUGAGCGCUGCUACCGCUGCAACGGCAUCGGGCAUAUCUCGAAGGACUGCACUCAAGCCGACAAUCCAACGUGCUACAAGUGCAACAAACCAGGCCAUUGGGUUCGCAACUGCCCAGAGGCAAUCAACGAACGCGGAACGACCAAUGUGUCGUGCUACAAGUGCAACCGCACCGGUCACAUCUCGAAGAAUUGCCCUGAGACGUCGAAGACUUGCUAUGGUUGUGGCAAGAGCGGCCAUCUGAGACGCGAAUGCGAUGAGAAAGGUGGACGGAACUAGAAGCUCGAAUGCUACAAUUACCGCCCUUCAACUUAAUCAUCGAAAAGAAAAAGUUACACAAAAAUGAAAAAUCAAUUUGCUAUAACAUUCUCACAACCCAACAACCAUGAGCAGCAGAAUGCAGCCUAACCCUGCUAGCAACCAAGUCAAGAUCAGUCCUAAACCAAAUGAUCUAGAAAAAGUUCCACAAGACCUACAUAUACUAUACACACAUACACAUACAAAAACGCAUACAACCUAACAUACACAUACAAGCACACAUACACACACGACAUAAAGAAGAGCAAUCUAUCUAUCCAUCAUCUAACCACCACUCUUACAACAUCUCUGAUUCCAAGCUGAGCCUGCAGCGCGGUGCCAACGUUCCAAACCAGUAGAAGAGGCGAAAAUUCGAGAAGGAGCACGACGGGGGGGUGCUGCGGCGGCGUCGUCUUUGCUGGCUUUUACCUUAAUGUUAACAUUAGUGUUAGCCCACAAAACGCUUUGCUGUGCAGCCAUGCAGCGCACCGUCUGUGCAGCCCAGCCGAUAAAGACACAUCUGAGGAAGAAGACAACCAACAACGAUGACGUCGUCGCAGCUAACUAAACUGCGACCCAAUUUGUAAGAUGAGACUAAACCCCAACAACAAAAACCACUUUAUUAUGAAUAUGCUGCAGAAGUGUUUUGAAUUUACUAUAACUACAUACAUAUAACAAACAAAAAAAUGAAAGAAUGGAAUGAAAACUAUAUAAGAAUAUAUAAUUACCUUAAAACGAAAAACACAAAAACGAAAGAAAAAAACUAUAAAACAUCCUAUUAGGAGUUCCAACAAAGAAAAAUACAACAAAAAGCAAAGAAGCAAGCCAGACGCGUUACUCCAUCCAGCUGCUGCCGGCGAGCCUUAGGAAUUAUGUGUAUGUGUACUACCUACAUUUCACUAUCAUCAAACAAGACAAACUCGCCAGGCAAGAUCUCGACCGGGGUAGCGAGCUAGCUAGCAGCAACAACAACAUUAACAUCAACGACAACAAACAAUUAUUGCAGUCAGUAGACGAAAGCUGGAGAGGAUGAGGAAGCAAACUCAGAUGUAUACUUUCAGUUGAACGAGAUAAAGCGAACUACGAAGAAGAAGAAAAAUUCAAAUAUCACUGUGAUUGUUUUUUAAUUGUAAAUUAAAAUGCUGGAGCUGCUGAUUUGAAACAAAAAAAAUAA
This is a messenger RNA of Scaptodrosophila lebanonensis, 1856 nucleotides long. It is a transcript of the gene CNBP, whose product is annotated as CCHC-type zinc finger protein CG3800. Lineage: Eukaryota; Metazoa; Arthropoda; Insecta; Diptera; Drosophilidae. The record is from RefSeq and is a predicted model, not a curated record. Gene Ontology annotation, cellular component: cytoplasm. The coding region runs from base 188 to 664 and encodes 158 amino acids. Gene Ontology annotation, molecular function: single-stranded RNA binding; zinc ion binding; mRNA binding. The transcript has a single exon. Gene Ontology annotation, biological process: positive regulation of cytoplasmic translation.